Messenger RNA from Mesorhabditis belari, 2019 nucleotides. The record is from the annotation of a GenBank genome assembly. Lineage: Eukaryota; Metazoa; Nematoda; Chromadorea; Rhabditida; Rhabditidae.
AUGGCCACUUUGGCGCAGUCACAUACACCAAUCGGCGCACCAGAGAUGCUCGAUGGACUGCCAACUUCUCUAUCUGGAACAUCGAUAAAGAGUCGAAACUCGGAUGGGAGGAGUCCGAGAUGUGAGGCUUUCGUGAUGACCGGCGAUAAAAUCCUCAAUCUCACUCCAAAUAUCUCACCCAGCUAUGCAAAGAUUGCUCGAGAACAACUCCCACCCCAAAUGACCAUCGCCGAGUCACCGCGCUUUUCACCGACCGAUUUUCAUUCGGUUCGUCGAAGUCGGAUUCCGCAAAGGAGAGAUUUGUUCAACAAAUCUCAGAGCUCAAAGGAGGGAUCAGAGGAGGCGACAACACCCAUCAUUGCUGAAGAGUUCAUCGAUAUUCAUCAACAACAAACAAGCGAUCAAAUAAUUGAAGAUAUGGAAGCAAAAAACUCGCCUGUUCACGAAAAACCAUCAAAAGAGUGUGUCGAUUCAGCGAUGCAGACAUCGAUUUGUGGGAUUACUUCGACCUCUUCACAUCCACAACUCUGUCAAAGGACAUCGAGCUCGGAUACAUAUGUUAUUAACACCGAUAGUCCGGCACGAGAGAGCGCGGUGACCGUACACGCAGUGAAUGGCUAUCAUCACAAUCACCAUCGAGCCAUCUCCAUCACACCAACUCCAUCCACUCAUUGCAGUCCAUCCACGCAUCGUGUUCUCUCCUUUUCCUCAUCCUCUGUCUCAAAUGAUCGUCUCGGUCAAGGGAAUCCAGCCACAAAGUUAGCUCGACAUUUGUUUUGUCUCAAUGGAUAUACAACAGCUCAAGUCUCACAACAGCUUGAUUUACAAAACGAAUUUGCUUUAUUGGUCACGGAUCAGUACAUGCAAUUGCAUCAGUUUCAAGGGAAACGGAUUGACGCCUCAUUGCGAGAAUUUUUGACAAGGGUUGAACUGAUCGGCGAGACGUCACAACGAGAGCGCCUCUUGCAGCACUUUUCUCGGCGAUAUUUCGAGUGCAAUCCGUCACUUUUCAACAAUUCUGACGACGUUCAUUCGCUGACCUGCGCCCUUUUGCUCCUCAAUUCCGACUUGCAUGGGCCGAAUUGCGGGAAAAAGAUGUCAGCUAGAGAUUUCGUUAAUAAUCUUAGCGGAACUGGCGGGAAUUACGAUGCGAUUUUGCUGAAACAACUCUACGCGUCGAUCAAACAGAAACCGAUUGUCGCUGAUGGUGAUGUUAAAAAGGAGGCCUCUUUGGGACGAGCGCUUCGAUUGGCAGAAGUCGAUCCGGAGAGUCAAGUCGAGUACAAAUCGGGUUGGGUGAUGAGGAAAAGUGUUUUCGAUUCGGAUGGGAACAAGACUCCUUUUGGGCGUCGUGGAUGGCGAAUGUGGUACAUGAGGUUGAGAGGGUUGGCCUUGUACUUUGAUCGGGAUGAAGAGGUGAAAAAGAAAUCCCGUUGGGAGACUUUCUCAAAUACAAUUCUCCUUCAUCACGCAAUCGCUGAACCGGCAAUCGAUUAUCCGAAGAAACAACAUUGUUUCCGUUUGAGGACUGCAAAUCUUGGGGAAUAUCUUUUUCAGACAAGCGACACUUCUGAAGUUGCCUCUUGGGUCUCUGAGAUCAAUUUUGUGUGUGCUUGUUUCUCCUCGCGAGCCCUUCCCCCAGCCGCUUCAUCGAAUUCAUUCAAUCGACCUCGUUUACCCGCUUUGCCUUCAACUGCCAGUCUACCCGAUCAAUUGAGGAAUCACGAGAGUGCGGGAAGUGCUUUGCGUGAGCAACUCGAAUCUGUUCGUCAAAAUGCUCCCCCAUUGAGCGCUCGUGGGCGAGCUGUGCACGAGUUUUUCUAUCGAGAACGAUUGCUUACAUCUGAGAUUGAACGCUAUGAGAAGUACGUGACAAUUCUGAGAAAUCGUCUUGGGCCAGCUGUAUUGGCAAAGCUUGGUGCCGGCUCAUCCGACAGCACAUCGGGCGUUCACAGUAAAUCGGAUAUCGCUGACGAUGUGGACAAGAUGUCCUACAAGGAAGCUCUUCAACAAAUGGGA